Myodes glareolus (Bank vole) is the source of this 2025-nucleotide messenger RNA. It is a transcript of the gene Nicn1, whose product is annotated as nicolin 1, tubulin polyglutamylase complex subunit. Lineage: Eukaryota; Metazoa; Chordata; Mammalia; Rodentia; Cricetidae. Gene Ontology annotation, cellular component: nucleoplasm. The record is from RefSeq and is a predicted model, not a curated record.
UGGGAGUUGUAGUUCUUUUGUUUCGCUAGGCGAAGCCUGUAAAGGCUUGUAGUUGGAGGCUGUUAGCGGCGUUUUUGCUUGAUCGCUGGUGCCGGCAUCAUGUCUCGUGUGUUGGUGCCCUGUCAUGUGAAAAGCACCGUAGCCCUGCAAGUGGGUGACAUGAGGACCUCCCAAGGUCGGCCUGGCGUGCUGGUCGUCGAUAUCACCUUUCCCAACGUCGCGCCUUUCGAGUUGCAGGAGAUCUCGUUUAAGAAUUACUACACAGCUUUCUUGAGCAUCCGUGUUCGUCAACAGACCCCACUGCACACACCAUCCAAGUGGGUAACUUGCCUGCGGGACUACUGUUUGAUGCCUGACCCACACAGUGAGGAGGGAGCCCAGGAGUAUGUAUCACUGUUCAAACACCAGAUGCUGUGUGACAUGACCAGAGUACUGGAGCUGCGUCUGAUUCUGCGGCAGCCGUCACCACUAUGGCUGUCUUUCACAGUGGAGGAAUUGCAAAUCUACCAACAGGGACCAAAGAGCCCCUCCUUGACUUUCCCCAAGUGGCUUUCCCACCCAGUGUCCAAUGAGCAGCCUGCUCCCCGCCUUGAGGGUCUCCCAGAUCCCAGCAGAGUAUCCUCCGAGGUGCAGCAGAUGUGGGCACUGACAGAGAUGAUUCGGGCUAGUCACAGUUCUACAAGGAUCGGCCGCUUUGAUGUGGAUGGCUGCUAUGAUCUGAAUUUGCUUUCCUACACGUGAGCGGCAGCUUCUACUUGAGACGUUGGCCUUCUGUACCCAUCCAGGACUGAUUUGGCCACCAGAGACUAAAGUGUGUUCCCUGCGCAUCCAAGUUCUGUCUGCGCCAAAGAAAUUCACCUGGCUGUUUUAGCAUGAAUUCCCAGUGGAGGGUACUUUCUGUCUUUGUCUGACAUGCAAAUUCAGUCUCUUCCUCUCAACAUUUACAGGUUCUACUUAGAAUCCUUGAGUUCUUCCUGCCUUCCUGCCUAUCCUGCCAAUGUGCACACCCUGUCUCCUACCAUUUUCCUUAUUAUUGAGAUAAACCUGUUCCCUGUAGCCUAGGAAGGCCACUGCUGUUUUGACACUUAGGACCUGGAAAGCUCGAAGAAGAGAUGCCCCCUACUCACUCCUCUGCUUCUGCUGGUGGCCUUUUUCCUUUUGUAUUAUAUCCACAGAAAAGGAAUGUCCCACAGCCCUGCACACACCUUUAACCUCAGCACUUGUGAGUUCAAGGCCAGCCUGGUCUACACAAUCCCAGGCUAGUGAGGGCUACACAGUAAAACCUUGUCUUUGUGGCACGGGGGAUGAAAAGAAAAAGAAAAUGCCCCUCUUUAAAUCUGUCUUUUGCCAGUCUAUACCAGCCUAGCAGGCAAAGCUGGGAUUUGGAUGCUGAAAUAUGUGUUGUCUGUCAGUUCUGGGCAGGUGCUUUUGGUACAGCUGGGGCCUGACAAUGAGACCUCCAAUCUAUUUGUCCUGCGUCUCAGCAUGAAGCAUAUCUACGACCCUUCUCCCAGUUGCUUCUUGUCAGUCAUGCUCAGGACGAUGAGAGAUGAACCCUGGGGGUAGUGUGUGCCGACGGAAGGUUUCACAGAUGCUGACCUGUAAAUGACGAAGGCUGCUGCUCUUUCCUGAGCAAAAAUUCAGUUUCCCUCCAGGUCUCCCUGACGUUGAUCUGGGAACGGUUAUAAAGCAGUGCUGCAAGGUGUCCUGGACCUGGAAAAUUGAACAUGUGUGUGUGCAGCAGUUUUGGGGAAGGUCUAGCCACCUUUGGUAGCUACCCUGUAUUCUUGCCAAUCAUCCUUCUUGAAGUUAGUGUUUUUACCUGCAAAAUCAUUGUUUAAACCCAUCCAGUUUUUGGUGAAAGGGUGAUCACCAUAGUCCUGUGUUCAGGGAGCAAUGGUCUUCAGUUUGCAUGAGUAAAGAGGAUUUGGGGUGGCAGGGAUCAUGCAUAAUUCAUAGCUGUAUUCCUAAGAUCCAGCCCUGGAACUAGUGUGCGGCAAGACAAAUAAAUACUUGUGGAAUAUG